Coregonus sp. 'balchen' is the source of this 2972-nucleotide messenger RNA. NCBI's taxonomy places the organism in Eukaryota, Metazoa, Chordata, Actinopteri, Salmoniformes, Salmonidae. The record is from the annotation of a GenBank genome assembly.
UGCAUGAACUGUCAAGUCUAGACAUGGCCUUUGUUUCUCCACUGACUCGUGAAAGUGGUCCAAAUCGUUUCCCGUAGUGGGUAUCCUAGCAACAAUGCGAACGACAUCGAUGUGAAUUAACUUGCUUCUGAAAAGGUUUGUAGCAAGCAGGAACCUUUUUUGUCUGUGUAAAAAUAUUUAACAAUGGUAGCUUGCCAUGGGCUUUUCUUACUCUCCUCAGGUUGAGGUUUAUCUGCUUUGAACGCUUGGUAAUUUGGCAAGCGUCGUUAUCCCAGUGGGAAUUUAACAUACGGUAUGUAGCUAAAUUGGCUAGCUAACGUUAGCAUCAGACUGCCAGGUCUUGACAUUGAGCCAGAACAAGCCCAACCGGCCGCAAGAUGGCGAUAUUAUAAUUUUUAAGUCGUUUGUCAUCUUAAAGGAAUAAUGGCGUAAUCUUGCGUUGCGGCCGGUUGGGCUAAGCCAGACAAUGUUUCAAAUCAAAUUUGAUUUGCCACAUGCGCCGAAUACAACAGGUGUUUCAAAUCAAAUUGUAUUUGCCACAUGCGCCGAAUACAACAGGUGUAGACAUUACCGUGAAAUGCUUACUUACAGCCCUUAACCAACAAUGCAUUUAUUUCUUCAUUUAAAAAAGUAAAAUAAAACAACAAAAAAAAGUGUUGAGAAAAAAAGAGCAGAAGUAAAAUAAAAUAACAGUAGGGAGGCUAUAUACAGGGGGGUACCUGUGCAGAGUCAAUGUGCGGGGGCACCGGCUAGUUGAGGUAAUAUGUACAUGUGGGUAGAGUUAAAGUGACUACGGGGCGGCAGGUAGCUUAGUGGUUAAGAGCGUUGUGCCAGUAACCGAAAGGUCGUUGGUUCUAAUCCCUGAGCCGACUAGGUGACAAAUCUGUCGAUGUGCCCUUGAGCAAGGCACUUAACCCUAAUUGCUCCUGUAAAUCGCUCUGGAUAAGAGCGUCUGCUAAAUGACAAAAAAAAAAAAAAAAACUAUGCAUAAAUAAUUAACAGUACAGUCUGAACCUGACAAUGUUUUGAUUAGACUUGAACAGAUUCAUAUCCAUCUAUUGCAAAGUGUUCAAGUUAAUUCCAACUUCCCCUAUCCAUGUUUUGAUUUGGUCAAGAUUGUUUACAAGAGCUAACGUUAUGGAUUAUGAAACUCCAAAGAAUCAGAUGCCCUCUCCUCGGAUUUAUGUGGAGAGAACUCUCGCAUUGAUCAAACCCGAUGCUAUACACCAAGCUGAGGAGAUUGAGGACAUCAUUCUCCGAUCUGGGUUCACUAUUUUACAGGUUGGUGUUCACUGUUUAUUCAGACAUGCAGCACAGCUGUUGAUCACAAACAUUCAUGCUGCACAUGCAGUGAUAUAGCCACUAGCCAGCUAGCAAACAGGUUGUGUGACUAACUGUCAAUGUGUAAAUACAAAGAGGGUGUACUAUUGAAAACAACAUGUGUGGUCUUCUUGCUAGGCAAUACCAGAGUGUUGAGCCAAAGGGCAUAGAUGGAGGACUUAGGCAAAACAAACUUAAUUGAUCGGAUUAUUGGGUGCAGUGCAUUAGUUACAUCCCCAGCCAUGAUCAGGCAAGCUCAACGUCUGCCAUGUACACUUGUCAUUCAUCGCUGUAUUUGACAUUAUGUGUGUCUGUGUAACUGCUCUUUGACAGAAACGGAAGCUGCAGCUGAGUCCGGAGCGGUGCAGUGACUUCUAUGCUGAGCAGUAUGGGAAGCUGUUCUUCCCCAGCCUAACGGCCUUCAUGAGCUCUGGACCCAUCAUCGCCCUGGCUCUGGCCAGAGACCAGGCUAUCGCCCACUGGAAGACCAUCAUAGGACCUGUUAACUGCACCAAGGCCAGGGAGACUCACCCAGAAUGGUCAGUCAGAAGGAAGAGGAUUGUACAGCUAGGUCAGGGCUGCAAGUAGGGUUAAGGCCUUGCUCAAGGGCACAUCAACAGAUUUUUCAUCAAGUCGGCUCUGGGAUUCGAUCCAGCGACCUUUUAGUUACUGGUCCAAUGCUCUUAAAAAUGUUGUCCUUCCAAUUCAAAUACCGGUAGGCCUAGUUAUUUUAUUACUACUGCAUACCUACUGCAUAUAUGCAUACCAGUACAGAGUGAUUGUACAUAUGCUCGAUCAAUACUGUAUGUGUACUGCAUGUGUGUUCCCUGUUUGACUCAGCACUUCUACUGUAGGCUAACAUGUGCAUCUUGUAUCUCUCCCCAAGUCUGCGAGCCAAGUACGGCACCUCUGACCUGAGGAAUGCAGUGCACGGCAGCGACUCGUUCUCCUCAGCCGAGAGAGAGAUCAAGUUCAUGUUUCCCAACUGUGAGUUAAACACACACACACGCAUUGAAUAUUUACCUUUUUUCAGCGCCAGUAAUUACCUUUGUUUUAUCGAAGGUAAUCCAUUUAAUACAAGUUCUUAUAUUGACAAUGACAACCUGAAUUAUACUGCAUGAGUGCCAUACACACACAGACAGUACAACAGGUAAAUAGAAGUUGGAGGGAGUAUCCCUGUGCUCAGUGUGUGUUAUACCACUGUGAUUUGCUCUCUGAUACACCCGUGUGUCGGUCCCUCCCUCUCUCUGUCCAGCUGUGAUUGAGCCCAUCCCCAUGGGAGAGGCAGCCAAAGACUACCUGGGCAGGUUUGUGAGCCCCACACUGCUCAGCGGACUCACUGAGCUCUGCAAACAGAAGCCUGUUGACCCCUUUGUAAGUAUCAGGGUGGAAUGAGAAAUGUGGACAUUCAAAUAUUCACUAUCAACAUUAGUACAUGUUACAUGAAUCAGCUAAUUCAGUUAUUUGUGUUUUUUUCCUGAAGACUUGGCUGGCAGGUUGGCUGGUCAGAAAUAAUCCCAACAAACCGAAAAUAUUUGAUGGGGCAACAGGGGAGGAAGCAGCAUAAACACAGAGACCGGAAAAUACCAUCUGCCUUCACCAGUUAAAUCCAUGUUCAAGAAACUGUGUUACAUAAAAUCCUGUGAUUAAAU